CGAUCUGAAUAGGUGCGCGCGCAACACACGCUACUAAAAUUUUGUAUUGUUUUUUUCUGGUUGAAAGGUAAACAUAAGAUUGACAUAAAACAUGAGCAGCAGAAUAUACGUUGGGCGUUUGCCUUACGGCACUAAUGAUAGAGACAUUGAGAGAUUCUUCAAAGGUUUUGGAAGGAUUCGUGAAAUCCUAUUGAAAGAUGGCUAUGGCUUUGUUGAGUUUGAUGACCACCGUGAUGCUGAUGAUGCUGUCUAUGAACUGAAUGGGAGAGAGAUGAGAGGUGAAAGAAUUCAGAUUGAGAUUGCUCGCGGCCGCCCGCGUGGUCAGGACAUGUGGCGGGACAGAGACCGUGGCUAUGGCGGGCGCAGCAGCAGUGGCCGUCGUGGUGGGGGAGGUGGACGAGACAAGUAUGGUCCUCCGACAAGAACUGAGUACCGCUUGAUUGUUGAAAAUCUGUCCUCGCGAGUUAGUUGGCAGGAUCUGAAGGACUACAUGCGCCAAGCGGGUGAGGUCACCUACGCUGAUGCACACAAGCAGGUUCGCAAUGAAGGAAUUGUCGAGUUUGCCAGCUAUAGCGGCAUGAAGAAUGCAAUGGAGAAAAUGGACGACACAGAGAUAAACGGGCGGAGAAUCAAGCUGAUUGAAGAUAAGCCAAAGCGCCGCAGCAGUCGUAGAAGCAGGUCGCGCAGCCGAGGUCGUCACAGCAGGUCACGCUCGAGGUCGCGAUCACGAAGCCGAAGCAGGAGGCGUAGCCGCAGUGGCUCCAGGAGUAGAAGCCGCAGCGUGAGCCAUGGCCGUGAUAGGAGUCGCGACAAGUCCAUGUCACGAUCGAGGUCGAGGAGUCGUGGUAAGAGCAGGUCUCCGCGCAAGAGGUCCGCCAGCAAGAGUCGUAGCAGGAGUCGAUCACGAAGUGCAUCACCUGAUAGAAAUAAUCACACAAAGGAUGAUUCUGAUCGAGGAUCUGAUAGGGAGUGAACUGUGCUUUCAUCGAAUGAAUUGACUUUUGCGCCAGACUUGAAUUGACUUUUGCGCCAAACUCUGAUAUCACUGUUUGAACAUGGCACAGUGUGACUGGAGCAACUAGAUUGCAAGGACAGAAUGUCAUAUGCAAUCGACUCCAGAACACUUGAAGAAAAUAUACUCUAGAAGACUCGAGGAAAAAACAAUUGAGUCUAUAGAAAGACAAUGAUUUAUACAUCAGUGAUUAUACAUACAGAGACUUCUGAAAAAUUCUCUAUGCUUCUUCUUUGGUAUGUGAUUGCCUGUGUUAGUAUCAUUUUGAUAUCCUCCGUACCUUCUGGCUCACUGAACAGUAAGACUCUUAUCCUUGGCACUGAAUCUUUUAUGCUUUUAUUGCCUGUAGAUGAGCUUAUGUUGUCUAUACCAAGAAUUAAUUUAGUAUUAUUGGCUAUACCAAGAAUUAAAAAUUAUUAUUGCCUAUACCAAGAAUUAAUAAUUAUCAUUAAUUCUUGCCUAUAACCAUGUUGCCGUUGCUAGUGCCAGUAGUGUAGUAGUGGAGGCACCAGCUUCAACUUGGAUGACCCAACAUUUUCUUGAGGACACUUGACAUGUUUCAUGAGUAUGGAUUAUAUUGACGUGUAGAUACCAACCAAAAAGUCACUUUUUUAAAGCCUCACCUGUACCCGCAUUACUGGUUUCUUAGAAUAAAAUAUCAGUACACACUACCACUGUUUACCUGUAACCAAUUUCAAAUCUAUGCUUGCAACUUGGGAGUUUUUCUAAAUACAUAUAGAUGUAAGCAUAAUGUGUGGUGGCAAAAAAUGUGUGUUUUAUGUUGUUGUUCUGACUGAAGCUUUUUCCACGUUCAGUAUCUUGCCACAAGGGUUAUUGCCAAUAUGAGACUGUUUCUAAAAAUUCUAGUCGGCCUCCAAAGUGUACAAGUGGUUUUUCUGUGCGAUUCAUUAUGCUAUUAUGCAUUAUGCUUGGUGUCACCAGUGUCCCCUGGUCAUGAUGUGAUUCUUUGGCCUGGCCUUCGGUGUCAGUUUUGUAGCGGUUAAUGAAGUGGUCUUACAUCAGUGAAACAAGAGUUUAUGGCUUAUCAUCCUCUUGUAUGUUCAGUAUUUCCUUUUUCGUCACCAAGUUCAGAUUGCCACAGAGUUUCUAAUAUUGUGUGUAAAGCUGCAAUCAAUUUUCUUUGCUUUUAUGGACGCGCUUGCUUUUAUGGGCGCGCUUUUAAUCGCUUUUCUUCCACAGAUAAUGAAAUAAUAUCAAACUGACUUUUAAAGCAUGUGUUAAUAGAUUUCCCAUGUCUGAUAGUUCAGGAAACCAGCUUGAUUUCUGAUAAUGCUGUUCCUUGAUGUAAAGAUUGAUUGUUGGUUUAUAGUUCUACAUUGUAUUGGAAACCAGUAUAAAUUUGUACGUAUAUUAUCAACUGUGGGAGGACUAAGGUCCCCUUCUCUGAGAUAACUUUCUAACUUUACUCGCCAAACUUUGUUUUCAUCCUCACUUGCUCGUCGAGGAAAUAAUUAUCAAAAGAACUAAAGAAGACAAUUAGGAAACCCUUGUAAUUUUGAAAGAUUAAACAAAAUUAGCCCGUCUCUUUGUAUCAUUUUGCUGGGUGACCCUUGGUCUCUCGGUACCAAAUUACUCCUUUGUCAUUGUAUCCUAGACACACACUUGACAACUUUUAUCACUUUUUAUCCGCCCUCGGUACUGCAUUUCUUAUAUCAUUGUGUGUAUGUUAGUUGUAAUUGGAUGUGCAAGUGUCCAAAUAAAACUUGACAGAUUUUAAUUAAA
Molecule: messenger RNA, 2755 nt
Organism: Lineus longissimus
Lineage: Eukaryota; Metazoa; Nemertea; Pilidiophora; Heteronemertea; Lineidae
Product: serine-arginine protein 55-like
Exons: 8
Coding region: 92-973 (293 amino acids)
Cellular component (GO): nucleus; cytoplasm
Molecular function (GO): mRNA binding
Source: RefSeq, a predicted model, not a curated record